GAUUUAAAAAAUCUAUAGAAAAUAUGGUUGCCAUGGGUGCACCUAAGUGUUUGAAACAUAAAUAAUUUAUUUCUGUGCGUCGUGCCUGACUCAAUCAGUUAUAUGUACUUUUUGUUACUUGAACUUUACGGAUCAUUUAUAUAAUAUAUAAACACACAAGUCUAAAAUACUUUUCGUUUAAUAUUAUUAACUUACCGUAUCAGAUCACUUACCUUCUGUCGCAGCUAUGGUGGAGCUACAAGUUUUGACAGAUUUACCGUCCAGCGAGUUCUCAGUAACGACGCCUGUCACUGAGGAAGUUGGUGAGAUCGAGGAACCGUCAAACAUCUCGUCAUCUUUGCCGCAUGUUCAGCCGAUCGAAUCCGACGUGUUGCAGUCAAGUCAGACGUACAACACGGCAGAACGACAGUUUGACAUUGACGAGCUUAUAAACUGUUCGGAAAAACCAUCGGUUCACCAGGAAAAUUGUAUCCAGGGUACGGUGGAAACCUGCAGUGGCUGCAGUGGAGAUGCAGUCACAAACCCGACGGUCACCGCGAUAAUUUCCAGACACAAUGUUCUCGAUAUCGAGUUAUCUUCUGUCGCAGCCACGGUGGAGCUGCAAGUUUUGACAGAUUUUCCGUCCAGCGAGUUCUCAGUAACGACGCCUGUCACUGAGGAAGUUGGUGAGAUCGAGGAACCGUUAAAUGCUUUAAUAUUGCUGAAAAGAGAGAAAUUGUAUUACAACAAAGAAGAAAAAUGGCAGAGAUUGUAAGAAAUUGUCAAAUCAGGCUCGCGUUAGAACAAUUAGGAAUUUCAUUAUGAAGCCAUAAAUAUUAUGCAUUGUAUUUGCCAAUUUUAAGUCUAUUUAUUGGAUUAUAUCUAAUAGAAUUAAAUUUGUAAAAUAGGUAAA
This is a messenger RNA of Acyrthosiphon pisum (pea aphid), 892 nucleotides long. RefSeq lists its product as uncharacterized. The record is from RefSeq and is a predicted model, not a curated record. Bases 227 to 754 code for a protein of 175 amino acids. The transcript is spliced from 2 exons. NCBI's taxonomy places the organism in Eukaryota, Metazoa, Arthropoda, Insecta, Hemiptera, Aphididae.